UCUCUCCAAACAAACUACCCAAUCCAUCCUCUCUGCCCCCCUACUCUAAAAUGUCCGUCUCCAUCUUCCUCCUAUGGCUUGUCAGCAUCCCCUUCAUCAUCGUCCACGCCAUCCCUGAAGCAAGAGGUUUCCUCCUAAACUGCGGUGCGACGGUUGAUAUAGAAGAAGGUAGCCUGAAGUACAUCACCGACGAGGGUUUCAUAUCGGUCGGAAACCGAUCAGGCGUCAGACAAACCGAUCUACUACCAAUACUAACCACAUUAAGGUACUUUCCAGACACUUCUGCUCGGAAAUAUUGCUACGUUUUUCCGGUGAUCAAAGGAGGGAAGUUUCUCGUAAGAACAACCUAUUUCUAUGGAAGCUUCGACGGAGGAAAGGAACCGCCGGUGUUCGAUCAGAUCAUCGACGGCACGAUAUGGAGCACCGUCAAUACGACUGCGGAUUUCGCCGAGGGUUUGAGCUCGUACUUUGAGAUAAUUGUUACGGCUCAUGCGAAGACGUUGAGCGUGUGCCUUGCGAGGAAUGAGCACACGGUCUCGAGUCCGUUUAUUUCGGCUCUUGAAUUGCAGUUUCUUGAUGGUUCACUCUAUAAUGCUACUGAUUUUGGGAAUUAUGCAUUGUCUACUGUUGCUCGCCAUAGAUUUGGGACUGGUGGAGAUAUCCUUAGUUUUCCAGAUGACCAGUUCAAUCGAUUUUGGCAACCAUUCAUCGACAACAACCCUGUGGUAACAAGCCACUCCAAUGUCACUCCUUCAGAAUUUUGGAACAUUCCACCAAAGCAAGCCUUCACAACAGCAAUCACAACAAGCAGAGGAAAAAGUCUCACAGUCAGGUGGCCACCAUUUCCACUCCCGAGCAGCUAUUACUACAUUGUGCUUUACUUCCAAGACAACCGGACUCCUAGCCCAUAUAGCUGGAGAGUUUUCAAUGUCAGUGUGAAUGAUGAAAGCUUCUACACCAACCUCAAUGUCACCAGCAGUGGUGUGACUGUUUAUGGCGCGGCAUGGCCUCUUUCUGGGCAGACUGAGAUUGUGAUGACUCCCCCGACUGAUAUGCCGGUUGGGCCAGUGAUCAAUGCAGGGGAGGUGUUUCUGAUUCUGCCUCUUGAAGGAAGGACUCUCACUAAUGAUGUGAUGGUAAUGGAAGAUUUGGCAAGAAGCUUCGACAACCCACCUCAGGAUUGGUAUGGAGAUCCAUGCCUACCUAAACAGAACUCGUGGACUGGAGUUACAUGUUCCGAAGGAAAGAGAAACCGGGUUGUCUCUCUGAAUUUAACAAGCUUCAAAAUGUCCGGGUCGCUGUCUGGAAGCAUAACUAAGUUAACUGCUCUUACCAAUCUUUGGCUAGGAGAUAAUAAACUCUCGGGACCAAUUCCAGACCUGAGCCCUUUGAAGGCUCUGCAAACUCUGCAUUUGCAGAACAACCAAUUCGAGGGACCGAUCCCAAAAUCAUUGGGCCAACUUCCAAAACUUCAUGAAAUAUUCCUCCAAAAUAACAAACUCAAUGGUAGCAUUCCAGUGACUCUGAUGAACAGAAAUGGCAUAAACAUUCAGGUUUCUCCUGGAAAUUUUCUGUUGAAGUGACAAUGGAAGUUCUACUGUGCCAUUUCAGGAUGUGAUUGGGAAGUUUUUGGACCACAUAUACCAGAAUGAUGAGGGGGUUGCCAUGGGGCAAUGGAGAGAAAGAGAGAGUACUUCAGCUGUUGGAAAGAGGCUAUGUUCCACAUGUUUAUACUUCUUUUCUUAUAAUUUUUAGCCAAAAAAAAAGUUCCUUAACUGAUCUUAACUCCAGUUGUUCUUUUAGACUGCACUGGCCUUCCUUUAAUCCAAAGACCAGCCUUAACUGGCUUAAGUAAGAGUUGGAGAUUAUCUCACAGGACUAUGUAAAUAACAGCACAUUCUAGCAUGAAUAUUGAAUCACUAUCGAAUAGGA
Messenger RNA from Ilex paraguariensis (yerba mate), 1932 nucleotides. NCBI's taxonomy places the organism in Eukaryota, Viridiplantae, Streptophyta, Magnoliopsida, Aquifoliales, Aquifoliaceae. The record is from the annotation of a GenBank genome assembly.